Malania oleifera is the source of this 2134-nucleotide messenger RNA. RefSeq names its product xyloglucan galactosyltransferase XLT2. The coding region runs from base 396 to 1874 and encodes 492 amino acids. The transcript has a single exon. The record is from RefSeq and is a predicted model, not a curated record. NCBI's taxonomy places the organism in Eukaryota, Viridiplantae, Streptophyta, Magnoliopsida, Santalales, Ximeniaceae. Gene Ontology annotation, molecular function: galactosyltransferase activity. Gene Ontology annotation, biological process: xyloglucan biosynthetic process.
UAUAUAAUUUAAAUUUAAAUUUUUUUAAUUUUUUGGUUCAAUUAUAUUUUGAAAAUCGAAAUAAAAAUACAGCCCAUUGAGAAUCCGAAAUCGCGUAACCAAAGCUGUCACUGCUUAUAGGCUACCGCCAAGUGUCCUUCCCUGGAGACAAAUAUGGGUCGGUUGUCUCCCCACCCGGUAAAGUCAGACAACACGUGUCCUUCCCUCACUCCCCCUCGCUUCAUCAAAAAUCAAACACUUUGAGAACCUCACAACAGUCUGAACCUCUUUCCACGCCCUCUCUCUCUCUUGGAACCGGCGCCCUCUCUCACUACGCCUUCCACAAAUUUCUCUGCGCCAGAACCCCCAAACGGAACAAUAAAUUUUUCCGGUCUGAUCUCGCCGGAACCCCCCUUAUGCUUCCCAUCUCCGACCGCCCGUCGCCGGAGGCUCCCCUGAAGAAACCCAAAACGCUCGACUCCACAGAUCGCAAGAGCAGCUUCUCGUUCCCAGGCGUCGUGCUUUCCCCGCACCACCCGCGCACAUGGCUUGUCGUCACCAUCCUCUUCCUCCAGAUCCUCCUUGUCCUGAUGGCUCGCUCUCUCCCCAUCUCCCUCACUCACCGCCGGCAGCACUUCCCCACCCCUCACGUCGUUGCCGGCGACCCUCCCCCCGCCGUAUCCGGCGAUGAACAUUGUCCGUACGGAAGGGUCUACGUCUACGAUCUACCGCCGAUAUUCAACUCGGAGCUGAUCCAGAGCUGCGACAAGUUGAGUCCGUGGGGGUCGCGCUGCGACGCGCUGUCGAACGACGGCUUCGGCCGGCAGGCGAUGGGGCUCGACGGAAUUGUGCCGGAGAGCUUGGCUCCGGCGUGGUUCUGGACCGACCAGUUCGCGUCGGAGAUCAUAUACCAUAACAGGAUUGUGAAGCACAAGUGCAGGACGAUGGAGCCGGAAUCUGCGACGGCGUUCUACAUACCAUUUUACGCCGGACUAGCCGUCGGCAAGUACCUGUGGUCGAAUUACAGUCCAGCCGACCGCGAUCGUCAGUGCCAGAUGUUGCUGGAGUGGGUCCGGGACCAGCCCUAUUGGAACAGAUCCGACGGCUGGGAUCACUUCAUCAUGCUGGGCCGCAUCACCUGGGACUUCCGGCGGUCAAAGUCCAGCGACUGGGGGUCCAGCUUCAUCUACAUGCCGUUGAUGCGAAAUAUCACGCGUCUCUUGAUCGAGCGGAACCCGUGGGACUACUUCGACGUCGGCGUGCCCUACCCUACCGGAUUCCACCCUAGAUCGGACUCCGACCUCGUCCAGUGGCAGGGCCACGUCCGCCAUCGCCGGCGCACGACACUGUUCAGCUUCGCCGGAGCAACCCGCGGCUUCAUCCGGAACGACUUUCGGGGGCUGCUGCUGAGUCAGUGCCGGAACGAGUCGGGGUCGUGCCAGGUUGUGGACUGCGCCGGAACUCGGUGCGCCAACGGCACGUCGGCGAUCAUGGAGGCCUUCCUGGACUCGGACUUCUGCCUGCAGCCGAGGGGCGACAGCUUCACGCGGCGGUCGAUCUUCGACUGCAUGGUGGCGGGUUCGAUUCCGGUGUUCUUCUGGCGGCGGACGGCGUACUUCCAGUACGAGUGGUUCCUGCCGGAGCGGGCGGAGAGUUACUCGGUGUUCAUAGACCGUAACAAGGUGAAGAACGGUACGUCUAUAAGAAGGGUUUUGGAGAGUUAUAGUAGAGAGGAGGUGAGGAUGAUGAGAGAGAAAGUGAUCGACUAUAUACCGAAGUUUGUGUAUGCCAAACCCCGGGAGGGUUUGGGUACCGUAAAGGAUGCGUUUGAUGUGGCCCUUGAAGGUGUGCUGAAGAGAGUGAAGGAGCAAGAAGGAGGGUACAGGUGGAAAUGAGGAGAAUUGGGGAGGGCAAUUUGGGCAUGAAAUUGAAAUUACCCGGAAGACGAACCGGGAACAUCGAACAUGGAAUGGGUAUGUGUAUUUUUUUAUUUUUUAUUUUUGGAUUACGCCGCUCAUUCAGCUACAAUAUAUGAUGAGUGAUGAUAUGUGUAGAAUAAGGCUCAUGUUGUUGUAUACAUAUACGGUUAUUACAGUUAUAUUCUUUUUGCUGAGGAUCAUUUGUUUGUGAAAAUAAAGGUAUUUAUUGGAGCUUA